Messenger RNA from Kalmanozyma brasiliensis GHG001, 2832 nucleotides. RefSeq lists its product as uncharacterized. Gene Ontology annotation, cellular component: Golgi apparatus; COG complex. NCBI's taxonomy places the organism in Eukaryota, Fungi, Basidiomycota, Ustilaginomycetes, Ustilaginales. Bases 1 to 2832 code for a protein of 943 amino acids. The transcript has a single exon. The record is from RefSeq and is a predicted model, not a curated record. Gene Ontology annotation, biological process: intra-Golgi vesicle-mediated transport.
AUGUCGACGACGGCUCAGCAGCAGCGUGCCAGCAGUAGCAGCACUGCUCAUCCAGAUGCCGACUCGGCCCCCACCACACUUGGGAGGCACGGCCGUGCCAGGCAUGCCCGGACAAACGCAUCCCUGACAUCCAGUUCUGGAUCCGUCGGCAUCACCUCUCCUACCUUUCCAAGGCGUACUUCCGCUCCAAAUGAGGCCACCCGCAUCUUUCAAGCGACAGGCUUCGAUCCGUUCAGCACUGAGCCAGACACCCUUUUCCGCUUAUUGACGGUCAAGGAGGUUGAUGCGUAUGAACGAGCCGUCAGGAGCACCGCACUUGGGAAGCAAGAGGAGCUCAGAAGUCUUGUCGGUCAACGUUACGAGGACCUGCUCGGCACAGCCACCACAGUCAUCGACAUGGCUGGCAGCUCGGAACAACUCUCAGAAAGGUUGCAGAAGCUCGCUGAAGGAGUCACGUCGGCUGCCGUCACCGAGGAACAAGGUCCUUCAUCACCGAAAGCCAGCCGUCGAAAAAGCUACCUUCCAGCACAGAAGAGUACCACAGCACCAGACUCGGAUGCUUCCUCGCUGCAUCGCGAAGCCAUCUACGUACUUGGAGCCUCGUUGCGACUCAUCAUGGACGCACCAGAGUACGUCUGGAAGUCGAUCGAGAAGGGCAAGACACUGCAAGCUGCUUGGGCUUUCUUGCUCACACGAGCGACGUGGCUGGACCUCAUCGAGUCGAGAUCGCAGUCGGCGCUCGCAAAGGAUGGCGAGGCUGGCAUCAGCUCGGUCGCCCAGGCCGUCUCGCUGCUCAAGGUUAACGUCAAGAAGGCGUUCCCGUUCAUUGAGAAGCAGUGGCAGACGAUGCUGCCGAUGCGAAAGCAGAUCGUAGCGAGGGCUGUAUCGCUUCUCUCAGAUACAGAGAUCGAAUCGAUGGCGGUGGUGGACCAGCUCGCAGCUCUCAUGCUCAUCGACGGGUCCAGGCUAGACCAAGCAAAACAGCUUUUGCUCUCGCAGAGACUCACUGGGAUGCACCGGAUGAUACAGCGACGACGAACAAAGCCGGAUUCACAUCUUCGCAACGAAAGCGCAGCACCAAUUAAGGACGAUCGAGCAGCGCAGAUCUCGCAGACGAUAGCUCAGCUUGUCACCCUCUUCGCUCGAACGCUUCAGCACGCGGUACAAGCUUUCACCCUGCCUCCGAAAGCAGACUCCUCAACGUCCACCAAACCGCUCUUACUCGACUUGGUCCGCACCAUCACAGACCCCGACAACCUCGUCUCAGGACAGCCUGCAGCAUCGCCAGCCGCUGAACGCACAUUGCUGUUCCCACACUCCGCCUCGAAUGGCGACGUCAGACAAAGCGCAGCUGCUCUGCGCGCCCUCCGCCGGCGGUCCAACCACGGUCUGCCGAUUGCAGAAGAGUCAGCCCAACCAGACUCUGCAGCGACGGCCGACCGCACGCCGAUCACACAAAGGCAGCUGCGCGUGUCCACGGUGUCUGUGGUGGACGCUCUGCCGAGCGGCAAGAUCCUCUCUCGCCUCCUUCCGGCCUCCUUCUGGUCCUUCACACCGAGCCUCAAUCUCGGUUCAACCACCUCUCACUCGCAAGAAGACCUCGCCGACCUGUCCAACUGGGCCGCAAAGGCGCGGGAGAGCAUAGUUCUCGGCACAGACAGCAAAAGUGUGACCCUACGCACGAUCAACUCUGACCUGUCAGACGUAUCCGACCUGGCCCUUGUCCGGCGCUCGCUCCGCAUCGCAUCGCAGCGUGCCCGGCGUACGAUCUCGCGCAAGCUCACGUUAUCGCCUUCCGCCGAACAGGCCGUGACACACAUCCACACGGAGCUGCAGCGGCUCGAAGAAGCGAUCGAUGCGAUAUUGCAGGAGCGUCUGUUGGAGCUGGCGGAGGGCAAGCUGUCCGUUGCGGUCCAAGAGCUGUUGCGUCGGACGAAGGAGAGUGUGGUUGCCAUUGCUGCAGUGCAGGUGGCCAGCCCGCUAGAUGACCUUUUCAAGCCGAUCGACGCGGAAUUGGCCUCCAACAACACUCUGCAGGCCCACGUCACCGGCCGCUCAAACCAGGUAGACAACCUUGCGCGUCUCUACGAGGACCCACUGGCGACGCUGACCGCGGAUCUGGAGGUGUAUAUGGCCGAAUUGGGAGAGCGGUUCGUCUCUGCGGCGAGUUCGAUUCGAGACAAGUUCGAGGGCAUCACCGCAGCUUCGCGCGGGGACAUCGAGCGUGGGCUGGACGCAAUGCUCGAUCAGCCGGACGAACGGGCUAAUUUGCUCGUCAUGCGGGUGAUCGCCGUCCUGGCAGGGCCGAAUGCGCCCCAGCGGCCGCGGCCUUCCGUGCUGGCGGCGUUGGAGAAAUGCUGGCGGCCGUCCGUCGAGCGUCGUCUUUCGCAGAUGCUCAGCGCGCCCGCUUCUGCUGAAAGCCCGAGCGAUGCGGUGUCAGAGUCGAUGCUCUCCGCGUUAGCCAUGUUGGCAGAAUCGAUCGUCCAACUAGGCCCCGCUAUGGCUGGACUCGAGCUUGCCCAGCUCGUCCGCACCAUCUUGACCAGCCUCACGACCAGCAGUGCCGUCUCAAAGCCAGACGCUGCAGCCUUGUCAGCUCUGCUUUCGUGCGACGCAUCCGGCCUGAGCACGCACAUCUCGGCCGAUGCUGGACUGCAUCGUGUCCGCCUAGCUCUCACACCCCUUCUCCUUGCGCUCUCACUCACCGCAGCCGGCUCGGCCACUCAAGUCAUCUCACCAGCAGAACCAGUCACAACAACACACAACGUCCAGCCGAUCAUCGCACUCUCACGUCGCCAAGUCGAGCGUUUCAGCCCGCUGCCGGUGCGCUGA